AUGAAGAUGAGAAGCUCACACAGAUCUGAUCACAUCGCCCACCUUCUGCUCCUGAUAUCGGGGGUCUCCUCCCUCCCGCCCCGCCCCCCGCCCCGUCCGCCCAGGUCACCGGGCCCGGCGGCUCCUCCCCGUCUCGUUCCCGGCCCCGGGAGUCACGGGGUGCGCCCGGCUCGGUGCCCAGGUUUGAGUCAUCCGCCGGAAGCGUGGCCCGGACUCCGGCCGGAAGGGAAUCUUCAGAGCCGCAGCGGCAGCAUCGGGGCAGCAGCGUCUGGAGCGCACCUGGAGCUUCCCAGGUACCGGGCAGGAGAGCUCCCGGGGUCCCGGGGAGGGAGGGGGGCCGGGGACGGGAGCGCGGAGGCCCGGGCUGCGGUCCGCGCGCUGCAGGAGCCGAGGACGUCGGGGAACCGGGGCAGCCAGGCGGGAGGCUGCGGCUCCCCGGGAUCCCGCAUCCCGCGCCCGGUGGUGACCCGCGCAGCCCGGGGGCCCGCGGUCCUCCCCGUCCGGCCACGCCUCCGGGGGGGUUGGGGUUUUGGUGAGUGGGCAGGAAGCUUGGGAGACGGCGGCGGCGGCGGCAGCGGGAAGCCCCGGGCUUCCCAGGAAAACCGGGGCGCGACUGGAAUUCCCGGGGCGCCCCACUGCACCCUUAUUGCUGUCCAAGGGAUCACUGAUGAUUAUGAUAAAACAAAACUAGUGAAGGCAUUGAAGAAGAAAUUGGCCUGCAAUGCUACUGUAAUUGAACACCCAGAAUAUGGAGAAGUAAUUCAGCUCCAGGGUGACCAGCCUAAGAACAUAUGCCAGUUCCUGGUAGAGACUGGACUGGCUAAGGGUUUAAAUGCUUGUGGCCCACUGAAGCUUAAGUGA
Dipodomys ordii (Ord's kangaroo rat) is the source of this 861-nucleotide messenger RNA. RefSeq names its product collagen alpha-1(X) chain-like. The record is from RefSeq and is a predicted model, not a curated record. Gene Ontology annotation, molecular function: ribosomal small subunit binding; RNA binding; translation initiation factor activity. The transcript is spliced from 2 exons. Gene Ontology annotation, cellular component: eukaryotic 43S preinitiation complex. Gene Ontology annotation, biological process: translational initiation. Bases 1 to 861 code for a protein of 286 amino acids. NCBI's taxonomy places the organism in Eukaryota, Metazoa, Chordata, Mammalia, Rodentia, Heteromyidae.